Austrofundulus limnaeus is the source of this 671-nucleotide messenger RNA. Its product is annotated as GDNF family receptor alpha-2. Gene Ontology annotation, biological process: nervous system development. Gene Ontology annotation, cellular component: external side of plasma membrane; signaling receptor complex. Gene Ontology annotation, molecular function: signaling receptor activity. Lineage: Eukaryota; Metazoa; Chordata; Actinopteri; Cyprinodontiformes; Rivulidae. The record is from RefSeq and is a predicted model, not a curated record.
GGCACAAGCUCAGUGUGUGUGUGAGACAGAGAGGGAGAGGAGAGGCUGAUGAAGAGCGUGUUUCGGACUUUUCCUGCCGCGCGUCGCCUUUGAUGAAGGAGACACCAGGAGACAGCUGGAGAGUGGAUACUGAUCUACCGGGAGUCGGGCUGCUUCGGCGUGAAGCGCGUCGGUUCGGGUGCCCAAACAGAGUCGCUCUCUGUUCGUCUUCCCUCUGCCGUUAACUGGAAGAGGAGGAGGCGGGUCCGAACUCCGCCGGUCUCCGGGUUCACGCUGACCAACCACCUGGGAAAGUUGGCUAGGGGGCAAGCACGUGGACGGCUGACAAGGAGAGGGAGGGGAGAAAAAAAAGUGAUUGUUUUUCUUUGUUUAUGGAUAACACCCGUGAAUGUUUCCAGCCCCAGCGAAACAUGCGCUCCGUGACGGACUCCGUGAUCACUUCUGGGCCGGUCUGAGUCGAGGGGCAGGAGGGCUCGGCUCGGUCCAGUUUUUACAUUUUUAUUUUUGCUCCACCAUGUUGACGGGAAGUGAGUGACAGCGAAUCACACAGACUGUAGGAAAUAAAGAAAGUGAAGCAGACCCCCCCACCCUCCCCUCCACCAUGACCCGGGGGGUUACAGCUGGGCGCGACAUGCUCCUGAUUAACAUCGUCUCUUUGGUGUUUGUGUUGG